Molecule: messenger RNA, 1991 nt
Organism: Drosophila busckii
Lineage: Eukaryota; Metazoa; Arthropoda; Insecta; Diptera; Drosophilidae
Gene: hyx
Product: parafibromin
Exons: 5
Coding region: 229-1836 (535 amino acids)
Biological process (GO): transcription elongation by RNA polymerase II; positive regulation of transcription elongation by RNA polymerase II
Cellular component (GO): Cdc73/Paf1 complex
Molecular function (GO): RNA polymerase II complex binding
Source: RefSeq, a predicted model, not a curated record
UAUCGAGCGUUUAAGUUUGACAGCUGCUUGUAAGAAGAAGAGGCAAACAUAAUUCGCGAUGUGAGAAAUUGAAAAUUUUGUAAUGAAAAGCUGAUAUUAAGUUGUGCUUUCUAGUUACUAAGGACAAGAAGUUACUGAAAAUAUUGUUAUAUUAAUUUAGAGUGUGCAGGCGAGCAGUACUUCUCAGGGAUUAAAACUCGUGGGCCGUAAUCCAAUCACAGCACAAAAAUGGCGGAUCCACUGAGUCUUUUGCGGCAGUACAACAUAAACAAAAAGGAGAUAAUUGAGCGUGAUAAUCAAAUAAUAUUCGGCGAAUUCUCCUGGCCCAAGAGUGUUAAAACAAACUAUCUCAAAUAUGGCUCUGGCAAGAAGGGCGCUCCACGUGAAUAUUACACGCUGGAGUGUCUAUUGUAUUUGCUCAAAAAUGUUUUGCUGCAGCAUUCGGUGUAUGUGCGUCAGUGUGCUGCGGAGGAUAUACCAGCUGUGAAUCGUCCGGAUCGUAAGGAACUGCUUGCUUAUCUCAAUGGCGAGUCCACAACCUGCGCCAGUAUUGAUAAGAGUGCACCGUUGGAGAUACCCACACAGGUGAAACGCGCUGCCGAAGGCGAAGCUGUCAGCGGUGAAACAGCUGCCAAGAAAGCGCGCUUUGAAGAGACACAAGUGCAAAAGGUGCGCGAACAAUUGGCAGCGCGCUGGGAUGUUAACCAAAAGGAGACUGCUGUCAAUAUGGACAAUAUCAAGUCGCUGUCGGAGACCAUGUCUGUGGAAAAGAUUGCUGCUAUUAAAGCAAAGCGCUUGGCCAAUAAGCGAACCACCAUUAAACGCACGGACAAUGAGGACGCAAUGGGCACAGAUUUACGCGCCAUACUUGACUAUGAUGUGGAUUCUACCAAGGACAUUAUAAGUCGCGAGCGGCAAUGGCGUACACGUACUUCCAUACUACAAAGCACUGGCAAACUAUUUGCAAAAAACAUAUUUGCCAUGCUGCAAGGAAUUAAGGCGCGCGAGGAGGGACGCAAUCGUCCGCAGCAGCCGAAUCCCAUAAAAAUGCCUGAGCCGACGCGCAUUGCCAAGCCGCAGCCACAGCUCUCACAGUACAAUCGUUACGAUCAGGAACGUUUCAAUCGCCAGAAAGAGGAGACUGAAGGUUUCAAAAUUGAUACGCUGGGUACGUAUCAUGGCAUGUCGUUGAAGUCGGUGACGGAGGGCUCAUUGGCGCAGCGCAAGGCACAGGCAAAUAUGCCGCUGGGCGCCGCAACCGCUGGACGCGUAGCAGCCACCAAGGAGCUGUUGCCCACGGCACAGGCACGUCAACUGCCACCAAACGGACCACAAAAGCGACCUUCACGUACACCUAUUAUUAUUAUACCGUCUGCCAAUACAAGCCUUAUAACUAUGCUGAAUGUCAAGGAUAUACUGCAGGAGCUACGCUUUAUGAGCACCGCAGAUAAAAAGCUACAAGGCUGCCAGCGUGAAUCGGAAGUCUUACUGCAGCGCAAGCGCAACAAUCAAACGGUUUCUUAUCGCGUUAUAGACAACCCUAUAAAGUUAUCUCAACAGGACUGGCAGCGUGUUGUGGCAGUUUUUGUUAUGGGCCCACAAUGGCAAUUCAAAGGGUGGCCCUGGGAUGGCAAUCCCGUUGAAAUAUUCUCAAAAAUUUGCGCAUUUCAUUUGUGCUUUAGUGAGCUAAAACUGGAUGCGAAUGUGGAGCGCUGGUCGGUAACGUUAUUGCGCCUUUCCCAAAACAAAAGACAUUUGGAUCGUGCAGUACUCAGCAAAUUUUGGGAAACUCUGGACAAAUAUAUGCUAAAGUAUAAGCCUGAUUUAAGAUUUUAACAUCUACAUGCGCAGCACUUUUAAGAGAGAGCUUUGUUAUUUUGGCCCGUACGCUGUAGCUUGGCUAUUCAAGCAAAUAGUUUGUUUCAAUUUGUACAAUGUAAACUGAGCUACUUUAAUAAGUAUAUAUAUAAUUUGUAGAAUUAGUUGUAAUA